AUGGCGGAUGGGGCUGCCUAUGAGUUUUCACCGUCUUGCGCUUACCGACGCCGCAAACAGGUGAGAGAAGCCCUCGCUUUGCAAUGCUCAUGCGAGACUACGUGUUUUCAUCAAGGAAAGCGCGUGACAUUGGCUCCAUUGACAUACACAUACGAAACAGCAGGUUCAAGAGGUGAGGGGCCUUGGACAAACGUUGAUUACAUUCACGCGCUCGCCACUUGUAGGGUAGCCCGCUCAAGCCUUCGCAGAAACUGGCCUCCAGCAUUCCACACCUGCAGGGCUCCCCCCUCCACUCGCUCAGGCACCAGGAGUCGGGAACCCGCCACGAGCGGCCGCUGGCGUCUGGGUUCACCCACGACGGCGGUUCGCCGGCUGGUUGGUGUUGGGUCUGCCCGCCGUGAGUGCCGCAACGUUAUUUCGGGCGCUGCCGUACAAUUACAACGCACUCACUCAGACCCGCCCGCCUGGAUGGCAGCAUCUCGAAGCAACGUGGUUCAUGCACCGGGACCAAUUGGCCGGCCCAGCGCAGCGAACCUUGGGAGGCGGGAGCCACAGGGGAUCGUCCGACAUGCCUCCACACCAGGAGCCAUUACGCCUACGAGACUCACGAUCGAAAUCCGAACGGCCUGCCAGAUAUUGCGCCGAGGAGACAGCGUAAUAUUUGCUCGACGAAAGGUGACGUUGAUGAGGGGUUUCGCCUCGUGGUGGGAUUGGGGAAUUGGGAAUUUGGGACGGGGCCCAGCAGAGAAGACCUUUACCAGACCUUCCCCGUUCGGCCAUCCCCGCAACUGGGGCCCAGCUGUGGACGGGGUCGGGCGUGAAGCGAAUCCUUCGCGCUUGGGAGGACGUCAUGAUCCUUGGCUGCAGCUUUUCGGAAGCGUGGCACGUGCCCACCAUCGCGAAUCCACGCGGCCGGAACUUGAGAGUCGACUUCAAUUGCGAUGGAACUGCCUGUACGUUUUCAAGGGCGCCGCCGCACAGGCAUCAAAGACAUCGGCUGUUAUGACGACGAACGUCGUCGACCAUGUUUACACAACACUCAACGGCGAACAGAGUCCCGUCUGUCAGCCAAGCCUGGUCUCACCAACAACAAGCCACCCCGGGGGGACCGCUGCCUUUGCCGUGCCGCUAGAGAAAUUUUGUUGGCCGAUCGCCCACGUGCGGGCCAACUGCAUCUCCAGCACGACGCCAGGAAUGGAUUGCUUCGGCUAA
Messenger RNA from Purpureocillium lilacinum, 1212 nucleotides. NCBI's taxonomy places the organism in Eukaryota, Fungi, Ascomycota, Sordariomycetes, Hypocreales, Ophiocordycipitaceae. The record is from RefSeq and is a predicted model, not a curated record.